GAUGGUCUGAAAUUCAUUUGAUCGUCUCCGUUUCUCUGAUUUCGCUCUGUAAAAUAUUCCAUCUCUGCCAUGUCAAGGGGCGAGAUGGACCAGCUGACCUCCGGAGCGAGCAAUCGGAUUAUUCCGAUUUUCAAAACUCUGAGGACUUCUCUCAUUUUCCUCCACACCUUCUUCCUCUCUCUGCUUCUCCUCCUCUGGCCUCGCCGCCGCCGUUCUCCGGCUGCGUCAACGCCUCCGGCUCAGUCCUCUGUCAAGAAGAGGCGAUUGGUAUGGCGGAUGGAGGAGGAAGAUACCCAGCGACGGAGGGCGUUGGCUGAGGUCAUCGAAAUGGGCGAAAACAUCGGAGACGGGGGGUUUCAUGGCCGUUGGAGUACCUCGUUGUUCUAUGGCGUUAAGAGAAACGCGCUGUUUUGCCGCUCCUGGUUGCCGGAAUCCGGUGAAUUGAAGGGUAUUUUGAUCAUCAUCCAUGGGCUUAACGAGCACAGUGGAAGAUAUGCUCAUUUUGCCACCCGAUUAACCUCUUGCAACUUUGGCGUUUAUGCAAUAGAUUGGAUAGGCCAUGGUGGAAGUGAUGGAUUACAUGGAUUUGUCCCAUCUCUUGACCAUGUUGUUGCUGAUACUGGGGCAUUCUUAGAAAAGAUUAAAUCUGAGAACCCUGAAACACCAUGCUUCCUCUUUGGACACUCCACGGGAGGGGCCGUUGUUUUGAAGGCCGCUUUAAGCCCUCACAUAGAGAAAAUGGUGAAGGGAAUUAUACUGACUUCGCCUGCAUUGCGAGUUAAACCCGCCCAUCCUAUUGUCAAGGCUCUAGCUCCAAUCUUUUCCAUAGUGAUUCCAAAGUUUCAGUUCAAAGGUGCAAACAAGAGAGGCAUUCCAGUUUCAAGGGACCCUGCAGCACUCGUGGCCAAAUACUCCGAUCCAUUAGUAUACACCGGACCGAUCAGAGUCCGAACAGGCCACGAGAUCUUGCGGAUUUCAUCAUACCUGAUGCAAAACCUCCAGUCAGUCACCGUCCCGUUCUUCGUUCUCCACGGGACAGCCGACAAAGUCACGGAUCCUGUAGCAUCCCAGGAUCUGUACAAUGAGGCAGCUUCUGAGUUCAAAGACAUAAAGCUGUAUGAAGGGUUCUUGCACGACUUGCUGUUUGAGCCUGAGCGAGAGGAGAUUGGCCAGGAUAUAAUCAAUUGGUUGAUGAAAAGGCUAAAUGCCAACAAAACUCUUGCAAAAUGAAGAACACUUUCAGGGUCUUAGUUUAUUGUGUUUGCUCUAGUGGCUACUAAACUUGUAUAUCUUAUAGACUAACUUUACUUCUCAUAAUAAUUAGGUCCUAAUUAGUCCUUCGGUCGA
Molecule: messenger RNA, 1347 nt
Organism: Cucurbita pepo subsp. pepo (vegetable marrow)
Lineage: Eukaryota; Viridiplantae; Streptophyta; Magnoliopsida; Cucurbitales; Cucurbitaceae
Source: RefSeq, a predicted model, not a curated record